UAUCGUCCCUCGUUCGACCACCCACUUUCGUUUUGGAAUUCUCCUCCCCCCCUCCUCUCGAUUCUUGGGGGUUCAGUCAAACCUAUCAGUCGCUAUUUGUUGACCCAUUUCCAGCCACUCGCUGAGAAGGGUCCUCGCGUGAUUCUGCAUGUGCUCAGCCUUACACCAGUCCUGAACGAUCAAUCGGAGUGUGCCUCUCCGCCCAACACACGACCUUUCACCCGAGGCUUGGCGGACAUUAAGCCUCCUUCGCUCGAAGGAGAUCCCCAAGUCGCGCCUCCCCGUCCUCGUUCUCACUUGUCUUCCUCGGGCCAUCUCCUCCCCCGGAUCAUUCAUCGUUAGGCUGAAAGAGGCUGUGGAGGCUUGUGCCUCAGGUCCCGUCAUCGUCGAACCCGCCAAGUUCGAGAUCAGACCUCCUAAACUGAAGUCCUCUUAUAGGGUCGUCUAAAAUAAAACUCUCCGACCCUCUUUCCCCGCCCGUGGGUUUCGGCUCCUAGACUCCUUUUCUGCAUUUUCGCCGCCAUACGGUGGUCAGAACCGUCAUAUUGUAUCCCAGAAGCGAGACUCCGGCGGACACGAGCUCCGUAGCGGAGCCUAUCACCAAAAUUCAGACCAACAAUUCACGCGCCUCCCUCCUUGGAGGUUCUUUUGACCCGGCAUUUCGACGAGGCGGUGGUUUUCGAGGGCGAGAAGGGUACGCAAAUGUGCCCCCGCACACUAAGAAACGCAAGAUGUAUAGACCAAAUUCAAUGUGGACGUGGUCCUUCUGUAUUGUGACCCUUUUCCAAGCAGUCGUCACACUCGCUCUAGAAUGUUACGUAUUCGCAGACUUCCAACUCAAACUCUAUGAGAUAGCCGUCAAUGUAACGGCAUCCAAAACAAUUCCGACCUUUUUAGCACUGUACAGUUUCGGUUUCAUCUAUGAGUUAGUGCUGGUCUACGACGCACUGCGCCUUAAAAAUACCAUUCAAGUCAUCGGGCUGUGCGUAUGCAACGUUGGCCUAUUGAUCUACGGUGCCGUGCAAGUGGAACAAAUUAAAGAUGCGAUCGGAGUUUUGAAUGACAAUACAGCCAUUGAUCCGGCUGUGUGGGGACAAAUCAAGCCUUUCCUGAUCAUCAUCCCAUGCGUUGUGGCCAUGGGCACGCUGCUGAUGAUGAUCGUGGCUUGGAAAUUAUACGAUGAAUUUGCGUGGUCCAUCUACAAGCACAUCAGCGCUGAUUUGCGAAUGAAGCGCCGAUACCUCACAUACCAGAUCUACAUUGCGCUCCUCAAAUUCGACUUCUUCUUUUUCCUCGGAUUUACUGUGCAGUUCGUGGUCAUUGUCACUAACCGGCACGAUGCCGAGUUUGCGCUUACUCUGGCGGCUAUCCCGGUCACAAUCUUGAUUUUGUUAGCUGCUGCUCUUUUCGUUCGGCGCGAAAGUUCUAUUGGAAUGAUCGUAAUCAUUCUCCUCUACUUUGCUGCGCUGGCAUAUUUCUUGUUCAAGCUGUACCGCAUUUACGACAAGAACACGUACCAAGAAUACCUCCAAGCGCAACGCUCCUUGACGUUUUUCGCCGUCAUCACCCUCGUUCUCAUCGUUAUGACUAUUAUCAACGCUUGCAUGUGCAUGCAUAACUUCCACAAGGGCUUGAAACCGCACGUGAAUAGGAAAAAGGCCCGCAAAGACGAGGAGAAGACCACGGAGCUGUCUUCAAACAUUGCCGGCCAAGCUUCUCCCCGUGCUGCUUCCCCCCUGACCUCUGGUGCCGAGUCUGGCCCAGACUCCAAGGCUUCUGGUGCUGGAGCUGGAGCUGCUGGCUCUGUUUCUUCCAUCGCCCGUACCUCCUCUCCCACUCCCCCCGGUGGUCCUCGAGCUGCUUUGCGUCGUCGCGCGGCUGCCGACCACAAGGAGUCUCUGCGCAAUGCCAGACCCAGCUCGACUCGCGCUGCCGGUGCCGGUGGCUCUUCUGGUACCAUGCUCAAGCUCUACACUGACGAGAGCCCUGGCUUGAGGGUUGACCCUGUUGUCGUCUUGGUUCUGAGCUUGGGCUUCAUCUUUUCUGUCGUUGGUUUGCAUGUCAUCGCCAAGAUCACUCGCAAGUUCUCCUCGUGAGCAACGACUUUGCGUCUGCUCUCGCCAUCACUCUCCUGCCUGCCUCGAGCGACAUGUGGUUUGGCUGAGUGAGGUUCUGAGUGAGCGGGGCUGUUUUGCUAUGCGUAGCCGGUCCCUGCUCCUGGAACGAUUUUGGCCAUUCUGAGAGGGUCGCUUUUGGCGGGUUCACUCCCAUACUCUCUUCUACCCUUUUGAAAUAAUAUACCCCAUGGUGUCCGUUGCCUAUCCGUUGUUGUCCUUGUGCGCGGGGAUCCUUGAAUCGAAUCGUCCGAUACUUCGCGAAGUUGAGUGUUGAAAGCCUAUCUGCAGCAUAGGUUGGGAAGGUGUGCUGGUUGUUAUGUUACUGUUGGAGCUGCCUCCAA
Messenger RNA from Aspergillus nomiae NRRL 13137, 2458 nucleotides. Its product is annotated as SEC61-beta family protein. Gene Ontology annotation, cellular component: Golgi apparatus. The annotation marks the transcript as partial. The transcript is spliced from 6 exons. Lineage: Eukaryota; Fungi; Ascomycota; Eurotiomycetes; Eurotiales; Aspergillaceae. The record is from RefSeq and is a predicted model, not a curated record.